Molecule: messenger RNA, 1779 nt
Organism: Haliotis rufescens (red abalone)
Lineage: Eukaryota; Metazoa; Mollusca; Gastropoda; Lepetellida; Haliotidae
Product: ribonuclease P protein subunit p25-like protein
Exons: 7
Coding region: 184-777 (197 amino acids)
Biological process (GO): tRNA 5'-leader removal
Cellular component (GO): ribonuclease MRP complex
Molecular function (GO): RNA binding
Source: RefSeq, a predicted model, not a curated record
UUUGUGGAAGGGAAUCAACUGGUUCUGCGAUGGAUCACAGAUUGCGCACGAGACGGGUCCCAGUCGCCACACAGGUGGCUCGAUGUUGUUUCACAAUAUCCAGGCACUAAAACACCGCUAACAGAGUUAUUUCUUGAGUAUCUAUUUAGAUUUGGUGAGAGUGUGACACACUGACCAACAGUGAUGGAGAACUAUGUGAAGGGGGAGACGCGGGAAGUGGAGGAGCCCGCACCAUUCUCGGCCCUCCAUGACAACGUGGUGGAGAUGAGAGUCAGUGCAGGCAGCAAGAUCAGAAAUAUCAUGGGAUAUGCUAUCAAGAGGAUGAAGGAGCCUGAUGUGAAGCAGAUCACAUGGAAUGGGUCAGGCCAUGCCGUCAACAAGACCAUCUCCUGUGCUGAGAUCAUGAAGAGGAAGAUCAAGGGUUUGCAUCAGAUAACCAAGAUAAGAUUCCGAAGGAUAGAAGAAUUUUGGGAACCUAAGAUGGAAGGCUUGGAAAGGUUGAAGGUGAAUCGAGACAUCCCUGCUAUCUCAAUCCUUCUGUCCAGGGAGCCAGUCAACACCAGCCAGCCCGGAUACCAGGCUCCCGGGUCUCAAGAUGCAGCAUGGCUAGAUCGGCCCCAAGAUAAGAAAGGAACCAAACACAAGCCAGGAGGACCGCCAGCCGGCAACACAGGUCAGAAGAGGAAGAGGAAACUCAGGAAAGACAAACCAGACAACCAAAAUGUUAAGAAUGCUGAAAAAAAACUGGACACACGUGCUUCAAGUGCAGCAAGCUAGCUCCUGCUGUCUUAUAGAUCCGUGGACAGAACAGACAGACUCAUCCUAAUUCUUGUUCCCUGGUGAACAAUUGAUUGGGUGCUAAAUGACACAUUGCUCCCAACAUUUGUGGUGGUGAAAAAUCCAUUGUGAGGCUCUUGAUGACAGACAGAUCUCAAUAUAUGUCCCUGGUGAACAGCUGAUUCAAGGGACGCAUGACAAAAGCCAGCACCUAACACCUUGUCCUGGUGGACAGUUGAUUCUGAGGUGCUCCAUGGCACACAGCCCCCAACAUUUGUGCUGGGCCUGGCACAGACUGAUCCCAAUUUCUUGCUGACUUCAGGGGUUCUAAGGGAAGUACUGCUGAGAUAUUCAGGCAUGAAAUGUGUUGGUAACUGGGACAGUGGUCGUCAUGUUUUUGUUUUGUUCGUUUGUAGUUUAACGCCGCACUCAGCAAUAUUCCAGCUAUAUGACGGCGGUCCGUAAAUAAUCGAGUCUGGACCAGACAAUACAGUGAUUGACAUCAUGAGGAUCAAUCCACGCAAUUGGGAUACAAUGUCAUGCAUCAACCACCCGAUCCCGUUAAAAACCUCUUAUCCCAAGCAAAGUGUCCUUUUGCAGCAAGCAUGGGUUACUGAAGACCCGUUCUACCCCGAAUCUUCAUCGGUAGGUCGUUAUGUAAGGCAAUUCGCUAUGCAGUUUGCUUCCCUUAACUACACCAAUUAACGUGGGUUCAAAUCCCAGAUCCAACAUUAUUCUGAUGCUUGGCUGUACCUAUGUUCACCAAAUUGUGUUGGUAUCACAACAGUUGUAAGCAUCGAAGACCAGCAUCACAAUAGUUUCUCCCACAUUAAGCUGACAUCAUGAUAUGAUUGACAUACUAUGUAUUACUCUGUGAAAGAGGCAGUAGUUAAGACUCCCUUUGUUUUUACCAAUAAGUUCAGUGACGUCACAAGCCAGACAUAUACAUGCAUGCAUGUUUGAUAAAGUUACUAUGGAUAUGCAAUACAGAUUUGAAAUCGA